AUGGGUGAAGGCAAGAUCCUCGAGGCAAACCGCCUUCUGCACUUUCCACAGGCCUGUGCUAAUACUUCUGGGCUCCUGACUGAGGUGAAGAUUAUUACAGGCAGCUCAAGGACAGUCUUAGUUGAGGCGUCGUGGCCCGAGUCUGCUAAGACGCACACGCUCCUGAGCAAUGAGGGGCAGCCCGGCACUCAGGCCAGACGUGAGCAGCUCCAGGGCGGCCCCUGCACCGACCGAGGCCCCAUCCGGGCCUUGAUGCUCCUGAGCAGCGGGAAAACAGCACUUGUGGCGGAGGGAGGGUGGGAGAACAACAGUUGUGGCGGAGGGAUGGUGCAGAAGCUGUACUUUCGGAGACAGGUGCCUGGAAGCACCCACCACGUGCUGCUGCACAAGCUACCUGGGGUCUCGCGCCCCACGGCUCCCCUGGCAGGCGCCCUGCUGCCGUUCCCCGCCGGCAUUGCAAGCGUCUCCCCAACGCUCUCAAGCACGGGCGAGGGCGGCGGGCAGCGCGACUCGCCGCCGCCGCCGCCGGAGGAGGAGGAGGAGGCGGGCGGGAGGAAGCCGGGCGGCCAGGCGGGCUGCGAGGAGCCGCGGGAGCAGCCCGGGGACUGCUGCCGGGAGCCGCCGCCACCGCCCGCCGCCGGCAUCAACCAGCUGCCGCCCUCCAUCCUGCUCAAGAUAUUUUCCAAUUUAUCCCUGAAUGAGCGUUGCCUUUCUGCAUCUUUAGUCUGUAAAUACUGGCGUGACCUGUGUUUAGAUUUUCAGUUUUGGAAGCAGCUGGAUCUCAGUAGUCGUCAACAGGUUACUGAUGAGCUACUGGAAAAGAUAGCUUCAAGAAGCCAGAAUAUUACUGAAAUCAAUAUUUCUGAUUGUCGCAACGUGUCAGAUACUGGAGUAUGUGUAUUAGCAUUUAAAUGUCCUGGACUCCUAAGGUAUACUGCCUAUAGGUGUAAACAGCUUUCUGACACCUCCAUUAUUGCAGUUGCCUCUCAGUGUCCCCUUCUUCAGAAAGUGCAUGUAGGGAAUCAAGACAGACUCACCGAUGAAGGCUUAAAGCAGCUGGGUUCCAAGUGCAGAGAAUUGAAAGACAUUCAUUUUGGGCAAUGUUACAAGAUCUCAGACGAAGGAAUGAUCAUAAUAGCAAAAGGAUGUCUGAAGCUACAGAGAAUAUAUAUGCAAGAAAACAAAUUAGUAACAGAUCAGUCAGUAAAAGCAUUUGCUGAACAUUGUCCUGAGCUGCAGUAUGUUGGAUUUAUGGGCUGCUCUGUUACAUCUAAAGGAGUCAUUCACCUCACCAAUCUAAGAAAUCUUUCCAGCUUGGAUCUACGUCAUAUCACAGAACUGGAUAACGAAACCGUGAUGGAAAUAGUAAAGAGAUGCAAAAACCUUAAUUCUCUCAAUCUCUGCCUGAACUGGAUCAUUAACGACAGAUGUGUGGAGGUGAUUGCUAAAGAAGGCCGGAAUCUGAAAGAGCUGUAUUUAGUGUCCUGUAAGAUCACUGAUUAUGCUCUGAUCGCUAUUGGACGAUACAGCAUGACGAUAGAGACAGUGGAUGUUGGAUGGUGCAAAGAAAUCACCGACCAUGGAGCCACCCAAAUUGCUCAAAGCAGCAAGUCUCUCAGAUACUUAGGGCUGAUGCGAUGCGAUCAGGUGAACGAAGCCACGGUGGAGCAGCUCGUGCAGCAGUAUCCCCAUAUAACCUUCAGCACGGUGCUGCAGGACUGCAAGAGGACGUUGGAACGGGCUUAUCAAAUGGGCUGGACACCCAAUAUGUCUACGGCCUCGUAACGCCGCCUGCGGCCGCGGCGCCUCCACCCUGCGGCGCUCCUGGCUCUCCU
This is a messenger RNA of Nothoprocta perdicaria, 1835 nucleotides long. RefSeq names its product F-box and leucine rich repeat protein 17 (gene FBXL17). The record is from RefSeq and is a predicted model, not a curated record. Gene Ontology annotation, cellular component: SCF ubiquitin ligase complex. Bases 1 to 1785 code for a protein of 594 amino acids. Lineage: Eukaryota; Metazoa; Chordata; Aves; Tinamiformes; Tinamidae. Gene Ontology annotation, molecular function: protein binding. Gene Ontology annotation, biological process: SCF-dependent proteasomal ubiquitin-dependent protein catabolic process. The transcript has 12 exons.